AUGGCUACCCCUACUCUUGCUACCCCAGAAAAGGUGCAUGCUGCACCCAAGACAGAGGUCAAACACAAAAGCGGAGACCACUUGUUGGAGUAUCCUUUGGUACGCGACUGCCACGAUGCUGUGGCCUUGUCUACUCUAGGCAAGCCAGCUACAGAAGCGCUUUGCCAUGUUUACGCCAAAACUAAAAACACCCAGCCGUUCAAGUUUUUUUACGACCACGGCGACAAGUCCUGUGAAGCGUGCUUGGACCACGUGGACGCUUGGGCGCCUUCGCUCAAGACCAUGGAGUGCCACGACUUGACGGAUCCCAUAGUACGCCCGAUCGAGGCGACCCACUUGGCCUUUGUCAAGAGCGUGGUGCAGCCAGUGCUGCAAAAGACGAACGACGUGCGGUUGGCGGUAAACUCGUACUUGCAGGAUAAGGACGGAAAGUGCUUUGUGGCAUCGGUGACACAGCCGGUGAUGAAGCCUUGCAACUCGGUGUUGACGAGUUUCACAGGCAAGGUGAAGCAGCUCCACAGUUCCAAGGGCGAGAGCAAGACUGCAGACUUUUCCAAGGUGGGCAAGGUGUUUCUGUUUGUGAAGGCAAAGCGUGCCGGCUCGGCUUUGGCUAAAGUGGACGAGACGGCAGAGGAAGCUGGAGAAGCCUCUGAAGGCCAGGCUGAAGAAGCAGCCGAGGGUGAAGAAGGACCACUGGGCUCAGAAGCUGCUCCAAAAAAGGCCGUUACUGAAACCGCCACCAUCUGA
This is a messenger RNA of Clavispora lusitaniae ATCC 42720, 747 nucleotides long. RefSeq lists its product as uncharacterized. The record is from RefSeq and is a predicted model, not a curated record. NCBI's taxonomy places the organism in Eukaryota, Fungi, Ascomycota, Pichiomycetes, Serinales, Metschnikowiaceae.